AUGGGUCACGAAGAUGCCGUCUACCUGGCCAAGCUCGCCGAGCAGGCUGAGCGAUACGAAGAGAUGGUCGACAACAUGAAGAUUGUCGCCUCUGAGGACCGCGACUUGACCGUCGAGGAGCGCAACCUUUUGUCCGUCGCCUACAAGAACGUCAUCGGUGCCCGCCGUGCCUCUUGGAGGAUAGUCACUUCUAUUGAGCAGAAGGAGGAGUCUAAGGGCAACUCAUCCCAGGUCACCCUCAUCAAGGAGUACCGACAGAAGAUCGAGGCCGAACUAGCUAAGAUUUGCGACGAUAUCCUCGAUGUCCUCGACCAGCACCUGAUCCCUUCCGCCAAAUCUGGCGAAUCCAAGGUUUUCUACCACAAGAUGAAGGGCGACUACCACCGUUACCUUGCCGAGUUCGCCAUUGGCGACCGUCGCAAGGACUCUGCCGAUAAGUCCCUCGAGGCCUACAAGGCCGCUACUGAGGUUGCUCAGACCGAGCUGCCUCCCACGCACCCCAUCCGCCUGGGUCUCGCCCUCAACUUCUCCGUUUUCUACUACGAGAUCUUGAACGCCCCCGAUCAGGCUUGCCAUUUGGCUAAGCAGGCUUUCGAUGAUGCCAUUGCUGAGCUCGACACAUUGAGUGAGGAGAGCUACAAGGACUCUACUCUCAUCAUGCAGCUCCUGCGUGACAACUUGACCCUGUGGACUUCAUCUGAGGCCGAAACUGGCGCCACUGGUCAAGCCGAUGCUCCCGCUAAGGAGGAGCCUGCUGCUGCUGCUGAGGCUCCUGCCGCCACCGAGGAGACCAAGGCUUCUGAAUAA
Molecule: messenger RNA, 807 nt
Organism: Pochonia chlamydosporia 170
Lineage: Eukaryota; Fungi; Ascomycota; Sordariomycetes; Hypocreales; Clavicipitaceae
Product: 14-3-3 protein
Exons: 5
Coding region: 1-807 (268 amino acids)
Biological process (GO): signal transduction
Cellular component (GO): cytoplasm
Source: RefSeq, a predicted model, not a curated record